AUGUCGUCCGGCGAUUUUCCCAAUCGCGGUCCUGCGGUCUUCGCUGUGACCAUAGCGACGCUUGUCCUGACUAGUUGCAUUGUUGCGGCAAGGCUGUUCUGUCGGAUCCGUAUCGUACGAAGUGUUACUUGGGACGAUUACUUCAUUGUCAUUGCUUGGGCCAUUGCUUUUGCUCUCAGCUUUGCUAUCGAUCUAGGUGCUAGCAAGGGACUUGGCCGACACGAUGAGGAUAUACCCGCUGAAAACCGGAACGUUCUGCGCCGCUCCGAAUAUGCUUUUUCAGUUUUAUAUAACCCGGCCUUAAUGGCUACGAAGACGUCCGUCCUGAUAUUUUACCUCCGCCUGUCCAAGAACACGCAGAAGGUACUACGACUAGCCUCUUGGGCUGUUUUGGUUAUUGUCAACCUGGCUGGUGCGGUUUUGACGUUAAUCAAUAUCUUCCAAUGCCGUCCGGUCCAAGCGGCGUUUGAUCCAUAUCCCGAUACGGCAUACUGCAUCCCUCUGCUUACCGAGUUUAUAUGCUCAGCUCCGGUCAAUGUCGUAACGGACCUCGCCAUCUUAGCUUUGCCAUUACCUGUUCUGACUAGUAUGAGGCUUCCACGUCGACAGAAGAUCAUCUUGAUUUUUACCUUCGCCUUGGGCAUAUUCGUUACCAUAGUUGAUGUUGUUCGAAUCUAUUACCUCGAGCAAGCCAUAACUCAGGUCUCUGCGACAGUUUCUAGUAACCCAGAGGCAACUUUUGGGGAUUCAUCUCAGUUCGCUUGGAACGCAUCGUUCUCUCUCAUGUGGUCUGCUGUCGAGGUCAAUGUCGGUAUAAUAUGCGCAUGCAUCCCAACACUGAAACCUCUAGUUCGCCGCAUCUUACCCGCCAUGCUGGUUGAUCCUAACGCGACCCGGACAUACGAUAGGGACACCUCGACAGAUGGGAAUGGAAGUGCGAACACCGCGCGGCUUCCGACUUCUACAAUGUUAACAGAGGACCAGAUUGCACCACCCUCCCAGACACAUGCUGCAGGUAGUCGGGACAGCCAGGUGUCUGCUCUCGACUUUUUAACCUCUCCAGAUUUGAACUCACAUACACUUCCUCCGUCGGAUCACCUCGAUCGAUCGCCUACUGCGCUAACGAGCGCUACGGGGACCUACUCGGCAUUUGAAAACUCGGUUUACUUCGGCUUUGUUAAUAUGCGUCGGCCAAAGAGCAUGAUCAGGACAUCUGUCCGCGACUCUUUCAAAUACUGUACUGUUGUCACGAUCUUGUUUUUGUUAUGGGGCUUCUCUUAUGGUCUUCUAAACCAGCUCAACAAUGCCGUCUCCUCGGUCUCAGGCAUGUCAGUUGCCGAAACGAUAGGGUUAUCUUCAAUCUACUUUGGAGGGGGCUAUCUAAUUGGCCCACUACUUGUCGGCGAGUGGAUUCUGCGACAUGACGAGCACUCCCGGUCAAGAAGGAAGAAGAAUGGCCCAGACCAGAUCGGUGGUUACAGAGCAACAUUUAUCGUAGGGCUCUGUUUCUACGGCGUGGGAACAAUUAUGUUUUGGCCAAGCGCUGUUCUGACUUCAUUCGCCGGCUUCAUGAUCUGUAAUUUCGUUGUCGGAUUUGGUCUAGCGAUCAUCGAAACAGGGGCCAAUCCAUUUCUUGUAUUUUGCGGCCCAAUGGAUUAUGCAGAAAUGAGACUUUGCCUCGCCCAGGGAAUUCAGGCUAUUACCACCGUUUUGAGCGGACUUAUGGCUCAGAGAAUCUUCUUCACCCCAGAGACUUCCAACAGCACCGACGGUACGGAGGCUCUAUCACUACUAGAUGUCCAAUGGACGUACUUGGCCAUCACACUUCUCUGUGCGGGAUUGGCCCUUUUCUUUUAUUAUAUGCCUCUACCAGAGGUGACUGAUGCUGAGAUGGAGCACUCCACACGGUAUCUGCCGGUGGAUCCCAAAAAGCGUAGCUUUGCUGGGUUGGAACUUCGGACCUGGACUUUGACGUUGGCUGUUUUGGCCCAAUGGACAUAUGUUGCAGGCCAAGAAACCACCAGUAUCUUCUUCCACGAAAUUUUAACGCACCAGUAUCGCGUGCAAUCCCCGUCCACCUCCGAGUCUGCGACAGAGAAAUUGCCGCAGCCACCGCCUGAUCUCGCUCUAUCGGUUCCGAAUUACCUUCUCAUCGCUCAUACUGCUUUUGCCGUUUCCCGUUUUAUUACCGCGUAUCUCACUUAUUUAUCUCCAACUCAUCCAAAAGUGCCACAGCCACGCACUAUUUUAAGUAUUACAACCGGACUGAGCAUUAUCUGUGGCAUCUUAAUGGCAGCUCUCCAUGAGACCAACCCGAAUCUUAUUGCCAUCCCGUUGAUACUUUUCUUCUUUUUUGAGGGGCCUAUGUGGCCCCUCAUAUUCACACUGGGCCUUCGCGGACAGGGAAAACGUACGAAACGAGCCGCGGCGUGGAUCACUAUGGGAGCCUCGGGGCCGGCAUUUUGGCCGUAUGUAAUUUAUGCCAUCACCGAACGAGGAGGAAGUAUUCAGACGGCUUUCAGCUUGGUUCCCGCUCUUCUUGUUGUUACCGGAUUAUUCUCUCUCUUUUUAGACUUAAAACGGGAUGCCCGUGCGUUGGUUGACGCUCGAGUCGGCGCCGAGGAUCAGUCUAAAAUACAGGACCGAGCUAAUCGAGAUAUGGAUCUCGACACUAUUCUCGCGGCGCGGCGAAGGGCUUCGGUGGGCGUGAUGCCGAUGGACGAGGACAAAGCUGGUUUUCUCAAGCGUUUUUCGGUUGCCUUAAGUAAGGGGAGCACCACUCUCCCCGGGAGAAAAAGCUCUGACCCUGGGACAGCAACAGAGCUACAAGAUAUGAAUCGGGACAGUCUCGGCAGUCCUGCUAGUUCAAGUAGCCCAGACAGUCCCGGUUGA
Messenger RNA from Daldinia caldariorum, 2892 nucleotides. Its product is annotated as MFS general substrate transporter. The coding region runs from base 1 to 2892 and encodes 963 amino acids. NCBI's taxonomy places the organism in Eukaryota, Fungi, Ascomycota, Sordariomycetes, Xylariales, Hypoxylaceae. The transcript is spliced from 2 exons. The record is from RefSeq and is a predicted model, not a curated record.